UCACCUCUGCAAUUCUGCAACAUCACCAACCAACUAUGGAGACCGAUUCCCAAACGCCCGUCCCACCAAACUUCUGGGGCGACAUGCCAGAAGAUGAAUACUACACUUCUCAAGGAGUUCGCAACACCAAAUCAUCCUUCAAUACCCCCAAUGGCAUGAUCUUCACACAAUCCUUCUUCCCCUUGGAUCUCCCCAUCAAAGCCACCGUCUUCAUGACCCACGGCUAUGGUUCCGAUUCCGGUUGGCUCUUCCAGAAGAUUUGUAUCAACUAUGCCACCUGGGGCUACGCCGUCUUCGCCGCCGAUCUCCUCGGCCACGGCCGCUCCGAGCCCGAGAGUCUCCGCUGCUAUCUCGGCGAUAUGGAGGAGAUGGCCGCCACUUCCCUCUCCUUCUUCCUUUCCAUCCGCGUCAGCGACGAAUACCGCCACCUCCCCGCCUUUCUCUUCGGCGAGUCCAUGGGCGGCGCCAUCAGUAUGCUCAUGUACUUCCAAUCCAAGCCCGGCACAUGGACAGGCCUGAUCUUCUCGGCCCCACUCUUCAUGAUUGCGGAGGCCAUGAAGCCCUCUAAAUUGCAACUCUUCUUGUACGGCCUCCUCUUCGGGUUAGCCGAUACGUGGGCUUCCAUGCCCGAAAACAAGAUGGUGGGAAAGGCCAUCAAGGAUCCAGAAAAGCUAAAGAUCAUCGUCUCGAAUCCGCGGCGGUACACCGGGAAGCCAAGGGUGGGAACCAUGAGAGAGCUGGUAAGGGUUUCAGAGUACAUACAGAGUAAUUUCUCCAAGGUGACGAUACCGUUCCUGACGGUGCACGGGACUGCCGACGGUGUGACGGCGCCGGAAUCUUCGAAGAUGCUGUACGAGAAGGCGUCGAGCGAAGACAAGACUUUGAAGCUGUACGAGGGGAUGUACCAUUCAUUGAUACAGGGAGAACCCGAGGAGAAUAGUCAAAUCGUGUUGGCCGAUAUGAGGGAGUGGAUCGAUGAGAGGGUGAGGAGGAAUGGAUCUAGAUCUAAUUAGCUCCUCCGAG
Molecule: messenger RNA, 1023 nt
Organism: Telopea speciosissima
Lineage: Eukaryota; Viridiplantae; Streptophyta; Magnoliopsida; Proteales; Proteaceae
Product: caffeoylshikimate esterase-like
Exons: 2
Coding region: 36-1013 (325 amino acids)
Cellular component (GO): membrane
Molecular function (GO): lipase activity
Source: RefSeq, a predicted model, not a curated record